Messenger RNA from Puma concolor (puma), 2511 nucleotides. The record is from RefSeq and is a predicted model, not a curated record. NCBI's taxonomy places the organism in Eukaryota, Metazoa, Chordata, Mammalia, Carnivora, Felidae.
AUGUCACUCCCGGCGGCUCACCUGGUCGGCCUGCAGCUCUCCCUCUCCUGCUGCUGGGCUCUCAGCUGCCACAGCACAGAGACAUCUGCCGACUUCAGCCUCCCUGGGGAUUACCUCCUCGCAGGUCUGUUCCCUCUGCACUCUGACUGUCCGGGCGUGAGGCACUGGCCCACGGUGACCCUCUGUGACAGGCCCGACAGCUUCAACGGUCACGGCUACCACCUCUUCCAGGCCAUGCGGUUUGGCAUCGAGGAGAUAAACAACUCCACGGCCCUCCUGCCGAACGUCACCCUGGGAUACCAGCUGUACGACGUGUGCUCGGAGUCUGCCAACGUGUAUGCCACACUAAACGUGCUCUCCCUGCUGGGGACACAUCACAUAGAGAUCCGAGCAGACCCUUCCCACUAUUCGCCUGCCGCCCUGGCUGUCAUUGGGCCUGACACCACCAACCACGCAGCCACCACUGCAGCCCUGCUGAGCCCCUUCCUGGUGCCCCUGGUGAGCUGGACAUGCGACGCCGAGAAGCUGAACCCCUCGUUUCUGCGCACCAUCCCCAGCGACAAGCACCAGGUGGAGACCAUGGUGCUGCUGCUGCAGAGCUUCGGCUCGGUGGUUGGUUCAUCCGGUGGUUGGCAGCUGACGGCCAUCACGCUGGGGGUGCAGGCGCUGGAGGAGCAGGCCACCCAGCAGGGCAUCUGCAUUGCCUUCAAGGACAUCAUCCCCUUCUCUGCCCGGCCAGGUGACGAGAGGAUGCAGGGCAUCAUGCACCACCUGGCCCGAGCGAGGACCACCGUUGUGGUCGUUUUCUCCAGCAGACAGCUGGCCAGGGUGUUCUUUGAGUCAGUGGUGCUGGCCAACCUGACUGCCAAGGUGUGGAUCGCCUCAGAAGACUGGGCCAUCUCUAGACACAUCAGCAAUGUGCCCGGGAUCCAGGGCAUUGGCACGGUGCUGGGUGUGGCCAUCCAGCAGAGGCUUGUCCCUGGCCUGAAGGAGUUUGAAGAGGCCUAUGUCCAGGCAGAUAAGGGGGCCCCUGGGCCUUGCUCCAGGACCUCCGAGUGCAGCAGCAACCAGCUCUGUAGAGAGUGUCGGGCUUUCACGGCAGAGCAGAUGCCCACGCUCGGGGCAUUCUCCAUGAGCUCUGCUUAUAACGCCUACCGGGCAGUCUACGCAGUGGCCCAUGGCCUCCACCAGCUCCUGGGCUGUGCCUCUGGAGCCUGUUCCAGGGACCGAGUCUACCCCUGGCAGCUUCUGGAGCAGAUCCGCAAGGUGAAUUUCCUCCUACACAAGGACACCGUGAAGUUUAAUGACAACGGGGACCCUCUCAGUGGCUACGACAUAAUUGCCUGGGACUGGAGUGGCCCCAAGUGGAACUUCAGGGUCAUUGGCUCCUCCAUAUGGCCUCCAGUUCAGCUGGACAUAAAUAAAACCAAAAUCCGGUGGCACGGGAAGGACAACCAGGUGCCAAAGUCUGUGUGUUCCAGCGACUGCCUCGAAGGGCACCAGCGAGUGAUUUCGGGUUUCUACCACUGUUGCUUUCAGUGUGUGCCCUGUGAGGCCGGGAGCUUCCUCAACAAGAGCGACCUCCACAGCUGCCAGCCUUGUGGGAAAGAAGAGUGGGCACCUGCGGGAAGUGAAACCUGCUUUCCACGCACCGUGGUGUUUUUGACUUGGCACGAGACCAUCUCUUGGGUGCUGCUGGCAGCUAAUACGUUGCUGCUGCUGCUGGUGACUGGGACUGCUGGCCUGUUUGCCUGGCACUUAGACACCCCUGUGGUGAAGUCUGCUGGGGGCCGACUGUGCUUCUUCAUGCUGGGCUCCCUGGCAGGGGGCAGCUGUGGGCUCUAUGGCUUUUUUGGGGAGCCCACGCUGCCCACAUGCUUGUUGCGCCAAAGCCUCCUUGCCCUGGGUUUUGCCAUCUUCCUGUCCUGCCUGACCAUCCGCUCCUUCCAACUGGUCUUCAUCUUCAAGUUUUCUGCCAAGGUACCCACCUUCUACCGUGCCUGGGUCCAAAACCACGGUCCUGGCCUGUUUGUGGUGAUCAGCUCAAUGGCCCAGCUGCUCAUCUGUCUAACUUGGCUGGCGGUGUGGACCCCACUGCCCACCAGGGAGUACCAGCGCUUCCCUCAGCUGGUGGUGCUUGAUUGCACAGAGGCCAACUCACCGGGCUUCAUGUUGGCUUUCGCCUACAAUGGCCUCCUGUCCGUCAGCGCCUUUGCCUGCAGCUACCUGGGCAAGGACCUGCCAGAGAACUACAACGAGGCCAAAUGUGUCACUUUUAGUCUGCUGCUCAACUUCGUGUCCUGGAUUGCCUUCUUCACCACGGCCAGCGUCUACCAGGGCAAGUACUUGCCCGCGGUCAACGUGCUGGCGGCGCUGAGCAGCCUGAGUGGCGGCUUCAGCGGUUAUUUCCUCCCCAAGUGCUACGUGAUCCUGUGCCGCCCAGAUCUCAACAGCACAGAGCACUUCCAGGCCUCCAUCCAGGAGUACACGAGGCGCUGCGGCUCCACCUGA